AUGUCAACAUUAUGGCAGCGAAAAAAGAAUUAGAAGAAGGGGCAGUGGACGCUGCCUUCCACCACUUGUCUCUGUCUCAUUCAACACUCCUUCAUCACCGCAUGGCUAUGCGGCUCCAUAAGCCUAAUCACGGUAAUAAAGGAGAUGAGGAUUGUGGUGAGGUUAUGUCUCCUGACUCCCUGACAGAUGAGAAAAUUACACUUGCUGCCACUAACGUGGAUGAAACCAUGAGUCUUCUGCAAAAACUUCCUUCAGAGUGGACAGUAGUCCAAAUAACAACACAGAGUGUUGGAGAGUGUAACUUCCAGAAGAUUGGCGCUCACCCUUCCACCCCUGGACUGUACAUAUCCCGCUGCACAUGUGGUCUGCAACCAGUUGUAACUGUGCAGGCAGUGGCAGCUCCCAAAGAUAAAGGAGUGCGGGGAAUCCGGCAGGAGGUGGAACUUAUAAAGGAGGAGAACAAAAUUAUUAACAAGGACUACCGAGACCAGCAGCAGAAAUAUUUCACCAAGAGAGAAGAGCUUAAUAAUAGACUUAAGUGUGUUGUUAGGAGUAUGGAGGUGGCCUGGUUGCGACACUGGUGCUGUUUGUUAGUUGGCUCUCUUGAUGCUCGUGAUCAGUGCCUCCUGGAGGAAACUACUGCUCGUAUACUAGCUGACUGCAAGGUACCCCUCACAGACACUCAGAAGCAACUGCUGCAGUGUAUUAUUAGCUGUCCAUUACCAUCGGAAAAAAAGAGCAGAUUGGAACUAGACAUCGCCAUUAAUGUACGUGCAAGUGUAGCAUCCUUACUUAGUGCAUCGGUGAAAAGUCAGUGUGUCAAACACCUCUAUGCUGCUAUCCAGAAAGAGGAAGCAACGUUGGAGCGAUUGCAACGAGCUCAGAGAAAUCCAGUAAUACUUGUUCUGGACAAGAGCAUUGUCUCACUACCAUGGGAGAUGAUGUGGAUCUUAAGAGAUCAGCCAGUCACUAGGAUGCCAAGUCUUCGUAUGCUAUUGCUGUUAUAUCAGCAUCACUCUUGCCGAAGUUCAAGUGUCCUAGCUCAAGGCGUUGAUUCAAGUAAGGGCUUUUAUCUGUUGGAUCCAGAUAACAACUUGCCAAGAACACAAGAACGUUUAAAGUCUGUGUUUGACGAGACUGGCUGGCCAGGUAUUACCUCUCGCAGACCUACUCAUGAGGAAUUCAGAGAUGCUAUCACUAACCAAGAUUUAUUUGUGUAUUCUGGUCAUGGCUCAGGUAGUCAGUACCUGCCAGGUGAACUGGUUGAAGGAGUUGAUUGCAGGGCAUUGGUUCUGCUCUAUGGUUGUGCUUCCGUACGCCUAGCACCCCGAGGACGAAUUCCAGACCCAUGGGGGGUUGUUCUUAACUACUUAAUAGCAUACUGCCCAUGCGUGGUAGGAAUGUUGUGGGAUGUAACAGACAAGGAUACAGAUUUCCUCACUCGUGGAAUGGUACGAGCAUUAAGAGGUGAAGAAAGUGAACCAGGGUCUCCUUUGGCUGUGCCUCCCUCGGAUGUAGCUCUUCUGGUUGCUCGUUCACGCUCGCUCUGCCGCUGGUAUCUCACUGCUGCGGCACUCACAGUUUAUGGUCUGCCUCUGCAUGUCAUAAACAAAUCUUGUGAAUGACAUGCUAGUAUGGUGUAUUAUUUUCCAUAUGAUGUCCUGGCUCUAUAUUAUUUUUAUAGCAUGCUCAGUUAGUGACAUCUAGUUAUUCUUUGACAGCAGGUAACAUGUACAUAUGUAAUUUUCUGUGCUGUGCUAAUGUAUUUUCAGGUUGAUAAUUUAUUUUGUUUCUUUACCCGAGUGAUCAGCCAACCUUACUGCAAUAGGUAUGCCCAGUGCUCAUGUUAAUUCCCAGUGAUUUGAAAAUUAAAUCUUACAAGAUUGGAUGUCUAUUUUUUUAAUUUUUUUUUUUUUUUUGUGUGUGUGUUUUAUAAAUCUGAUGUAGAUGUCAAAUCUACUGACUUAUUACCAUCAGUAAUAUGUCAGUAGGUUUGUUUUAUUAACCAGUCAGAAUAAAGAUGCUGACAAGCAAAAGGGAGAAUUGUAUAGUCAUAUGCAAAAGAUCUUGUACUGACAAAAUCUAGGCUGCUGGAAUGACACUGUAACCUGGUUAGGUGUCAAUACAACAUGAACUCAACUUUUCUUUGUACCUGCUGUUACUUCUAGAUUGUUACUUAAGCAUUUGUAAUAUAAUUUACUGUAAACAUUUCAAAGCCACUUUUUUUUUUUUUUUUGCAAAUGUAAAGUUUUCCUCCAUGAAUGUUAAGAUGAUGAAUGGGUUUAAAUGGAUAUUGAAUAAAAUGUUAGACUUGUAAUUUUUAUUGAAAUAUAAAAUACAUUAUAAUAAACAGAAAAAAUUGUAUGUGUAUUUUCAUGCCAUAAUAAAAUUAGACUUACCAGCACAUUACUGGUUAAGAGAAUAUCUGGGGCUUAUCGAAAAAUCUUUACUGUUGAGUCCUAUAUAAUGUACAGUAUGUUUACUGUGCCACUCCCCCUUAAUAACAAUACCUGCUGAAUCAUAUAGUAACAGGCAGGUAUUGUAUUGGUUAUAUAUUACUGAAAUCUAAUUUUGAAUCAAGCUUUAAUUGAAGUUUACAUUAAAUUCUCUUUUACAUCAACAAUCAUCUCCUGCCAUAUUUUACUGAACAUUAUCACAUUUUAUCAGAGAACCUCUGUCAGUGUUUGGUGACAAACAGACAAGUUAUUACAUUUCACUAUGUUUGAAUACUGGAAACUAAUAUGGCAGAAGUGGAUAAUUUUCAACAUUGUAGGCAGUGUGUUGUUUCUGAAUGUUAAAGCCUUUUAAAUAAGAAUGGGUGCACUACUUCAACUUUAGCAAUAGUCAGGUAUAUAACAUAACAGUCAAGAAUAAAGCUUUUCAUAAAUAACCCACACAUUGUGGGUGAAAUUUGACAGUGUUUCAGCCCAUCCUCAGCUAUUAUCAAGCAGAAACUUUAUAAUGAUCCACAAUUAACAGCAGUGUGGUCUUGUUUCAUCUCCAAUAUAUGGCUUGUAUGUGAAGUGUUCCAACUAUGACAUUGUGACUCAUUCUUAUAAAACUGUGUUAAGUGCUGUAUAUAUCAGGAGUCUAUUUAGGGUUAAAAAUCUGGAUGUUCAUUCUUUUAUCUGAGCAACACUGAAGCAAACUUGGAUAGCAAAAAUUUGAUUGUGGCAAGAAUGGAAUAUUUCAUUCCCAUUUGUUGUAUGCUGUAUUUUAUCAGGGCACCUUAGACACAGAACAGUUUUUAUAGGCUAUUGGACAAGGUAAUUGUGAAAAAAAUACCUGGUACUCUAGCUUCGUCAAGUUAAUUAAAAUUAUCGUGCACAAAAAUCACAUCCCUUCAAU
This is a messenger RNA of Cherax quadricarinatus, 3348 nucleotides long. The record is from RefSeq and is a predicted model, not a curated record. NCBI's taxonomy places the organism in Eukaryota, Metazoa, Arthropoda, Malacostraca, Decapoda, Parastacidae.